Messenger RNA from Glycine soja, 3337 nucleotides. Its product is annotated as disease resistance protein SUMM2-like. NCBI's taxonomy places the organism in Eukaryota, Viridiplantae, Streptophyta, Magnoliopsida, Fabales, Fabaceae. The transcript is spliced from 4 exons. The coding region runs from base 324 to 3320 and encodes 998 amino acids. The record is from RefSeq and is a predicted model, not a curated record. Gene Ontology annotation, molecular function: ADP binding.
UAAGACAAAAGACUCAAGACUUGCUUUUUUAGAAUGAAUGAUUAGUUGAUGGUGUCGGUAUAGUAGCGCUAGCAAUCGUCUUUGCAGCAGUGGAUCGUGAAUGAAGAUUCUCUUGUUUCUUUAGAGAUUCGAGCAAUGAAAUUCAACUCUGAAGGUGAUCAUAUAUAUGUUUUUGGUGUAACGCAACUGUCGUAGAUUUCACCGUCUCUUGCUUGUAAAGUCAUCGAUCAACACUUGUUUCUCACCAAUCUCUGCAUAUAACUCAAUUCCUUGAAUCUUCUGCAAGAGAGGUUAAAGAAAGUUGCAUUUAGUGGAGCAAAUUGAUGGAAUGCCUUUACGGUUUUGCAUCUUCUAUUUCAAGAGAUUUAGUGUGCGGAGCAAUAAAUCAAUUACGUUAUCCUUGUUAUUUUAACAAUUUGAUUGAAGAGCUUGAGAAAGAAGAGGGCAAUUUGAUUGUAACGAGAAAUGAUGUCCAAAAAUUUGUUGCACAUGCCAAUAACCAAACGAGAACGACUGCUGAAGUUGUUAACCACUGGCUACAGGAUGCUGAGAAUGACAUAGACAAUGUGAAUCAGUUGCUGAAAGAGGCAAGAACAAAAAAAAGUUGUUGUUUUGGGCACUCUCCAAAUUGGAUUUGGCGAUACUGUGUAGGAAAGAAGUUAGCAAAUAAAACUAGGGACCUUGAAAAGCGCAUUCAAAGAGGUAGACCAUAUAUUCAAAUUGAACGCAAUACUACACUUCCUUCUAGCACACUUGAUAUUCUCUCGGAAAAAUGUAUGAAUUUUGACAGUAGAGAAUCUUCUUAUGAGAAACUAAUGGAAGCACUGAAAGAUAAUGAGGUUGCCAUGAUUGGUUUGUAUGGGAUGGGGGGUUGUGGUAAAACCACGUUAGGAAUGGAAGUAACGAAGAUAGCAAAAGCAGAGGAUCUUUUUGACAAAGUGCUUUUUGUGCCUGUGUCUAGUACAGUAGAUGUUCCAAGGAUCCAAGAAAAAAUUGCUAGUUCGAUGGGGUAUGGGUUUCCAGAAAAUGAAAAGGGAGAAAGGGAGAGAGCCCAGCGCUUAUGCAUGAGAUUAACCCAAGAAAAUAAGCUACUAGUGAUUUUGGAUGAUGUGUGGGAGAAGCUUGAUUUUGGUGCCAUAGGGAUUCCCUUCUUUGAACACCAUAAAGGUUGCAAGGUUCUCAUUACCACUAGAUCAGAAGCAGUUUGUACUUCAAUGGAUUGCCAAAGAAUGAUUCACUUGCCAAUCUUAACUAGUGAAGAAGCGUGGGCUCUUUUCCAAGAGAAAGCACUUAUAACAGAAGGCACCCCUGAUACCGUAAAACAUUUGGCAAGAUUAAUUUCAAAUGAAUGUAAAGGACUGCCAGUUGCCAUUGCAGCUGUUGCUAGCACUUUGAAAGGCAAGGCUGAAGUGGAAUGGAGGGUUGCAUUGGGUAGAUUAAAAAGUUCUAAGCCGAUGAAUAUUGAAAAAGGUUUGCAAGAUCCCUACAAAUGCUUGCAAUUGAGCUACGAUAAUUUGGAUAGUGAAGAAGCCAAAUCACUUUUCUUGUUGUGUUCUGUAUUCCCUGAAGAUUAUGAAAUUCCAACUGAACUUUUAACAAGAUGCGCAAUAGGGUUAGGCGUAGUUGGAGAAGUUCGCUCAUAUGAAGAGGCAAGGAGUGAAGUGAUUGCGGCCAAAAUUAAGCUCAUGAGUUCUUGUUUAUUGUUGAAUGCAUUUCAUGAACGUGUCAAAAUGCACGAUUUUCAUCGCAAUGUAGCCCACUUGAUAGCAAAGAAUGAGGAUAAGGUCAUUAAGUGCGAAUUGGAGAAGGAUGCGACUUUGGAGCAAAUUUCAGUAAGAUAUCUAUGGUGUGUGAAAUUUCCAAAUGAUUUGGACUGUUCCAGUCUUGAGUUUCUUUGCAUAAAAACAAAAUUGGAAAUAUCAGAUCAAAUUUUCAGAAGAAUGGAAAAUCUUAGAGUUAUGUAUCUUGACAAUGGAGGGUGGCACAAACUACCAUUGUCAACAAUGACAUUUAAAACAUUGAAAAAUCUUCGUUGUCUAAUCCUUAGCAAUUGGGUAUUAAGUGACAUCUCAUUUAUAAGUGAUAUGAAGAAACUUGAGUGCCUUGCAUUGUCUGAUUGUUAUUUGCCUUCAUUCCUUGAAUUACAAAAUGAUGGUGUAGUUGCACAACUAACCAACUUGAAAUCGUUAAUGUUAUAUAAAUGUGACAUGGAGACGAAUAAUUUUGAUGUGGUCAGAAGAAUCCCACGGCUAGAAGAAUUGUGCAUCAUUAAUAGACAGCAAGAAUGGGAUGUUUACAAUGAAAACACCAUUAAAUUCUCUAACACGUUUAGUGUCCCCCAAGAACUGCAAUGGUAUACAAUAAAAUUAGGAAGCCUACGCCAAGAUGAUGAAGAUGAUGAUGCAAAUUUUAUCUCCCAUAAAAGAACUCUAUUGCUUAGCUGUUUUCACAUAUCAAAUAAGGCGAUUAAGGAUUUGGCAAAAAAAGCAAAGGUUCUAUCCAUAGCAAAUACUCAGGGAGGUGCAAAAAAUAUAAUCCCUGAUAUAUUUCAAUUGGAAAAAGGAGAUAUUCAUGAGUUGAAUAAGCUCGAGAUAUGUAAUUCUAAGGAGAUAGAGUGUUUGGUUGACACUAGCAAUCAUUUGAGUGAGGUGGGAAUUCUCUUCUCCGAGUUGCUUAAGCUGAAAAUAUGCAAGAUGGAUCAAUUAAGAGUUUUAUGGCAUGGUUGUAUACCUCCUAGUGGCCCUUUUGAGAAAUUAGAGAAGCUACAUUUAAGUAAUUGUGCACAGUUGACAUCUUUCUUCACGCAUGCUAUUGUCCAAAGUCAUGUGCAAUCCACAAUCUUCCAAAAUCUUCAAGAAGUGAUUAUAAGUGGAUGUAGAGAAUUAAAGUAUGUCUUCUCAGCCAAUACUGUUCGAGGCCUACCUCAACUGAAAGUGUUGAAGAUAAAAGAUUGCAAUCAACUAGAUCAAAUAGUUGAGGAUAUUGUCCCAUCAACACCUGAUAUGAAUUAUCCACUUGCACACCAGGAUCAAAAACAAGAAUUAGAUGAAAUCAUUCAAGAUGAGCAACAUCAACAGUUUUUGAAUCCUCAUUUUGAACCUAAUCAAUUGGAAAUUUUCCCAGAAAGUACUGCAAUUCCAGGAUCGUUUACUCUAUCCAGCCUUACAACCCUUGAACUAAGAUCAUGUCCGACAUUGGGCUCAUUGUUUACGGCAUCCACGGCUAAAACCUUGACUUCAUUGGAAGAGGUCAUAAAAAUCAAAAGGAAAACCUCGUUGAGGAUGAUCGUGAAUUUCAGAGUGAUAUUUCAAUGUUCUUAGGUUUGAAACGGCUAUCC